Vicia villosa (hairy vetch) is the source of this 1831-nucleotide messenger RNA. Its product is annotated as transcription factor bHLH49-like. The transcript has 7 exons. NCBI's taxonomy places the organism in Eukaryota, Viridiplantae, Streptophyta, Magnoliopsida, Fabales, Fabaceae. Gene Ontology annotation, molecular function: protein dimerization activity; DNA-binding transcription factor activity. The record is from RefSeq and is a predicted model, not a curated record. Gene Ontology annotation, cellular component: nucleus. Gene Ontology annotation, biological process: regulation of DNA-templated transcription. Bases 199 to 1569 code for a protein of 456 amino acids.
CUUGGCAUUUACACAAGGUAAGUAUAAAUGCAGCCUUGUGUGCUCUCUCUCCCUCUCUCGUGUGGCAGUAAAUGGCAGGUUCCAUAGCAAGAAAAACAGAAAGAGAGUUCCCAAAAUCAACAACAUUUUCAUUUUAAAAACCUUGAAAUAGUGUGCCAAAAGUAGCUUCAAAUCACAAAUAGAGUACAUGUUAAGGAAAUGAGUGAGAGAGAAGAGUUUGAGGUAGAUGGAAAAAAGGGUCCUUUGGAUUGGAGGUUUGUGAGUGGUAACCUUGUAAAUUCAUCAGUGGGUUUGGUUUCCUUGGAAAAUUCUAUGAUGGGUUUUUCUCCUUCAUGUUCUAAUUCAAUGGUGGAUUCAUAUGGUCCUAACUUUUUGGACCUUGCAUCCAAUUCUGAAAGCUUUGGUUUUUGUGAUGUUAAUGGCCACAGUAAUGGAAUGGGAAAAGAUGGGUUUAGUGAUGAUAGAACACUAGGAUUUGGCUGGAACCUUGCUGGUUCUGUGAUGAAUAAGGGUGGUGAGAUGUUUCCUCAAAGUUUGUCUCAGUUUCCAACUGAUUCUGGAUUUACUGAUGCUGCACGAAUGUCGUGCUUAAGUGCCGGGGGUUUUGGAGAUACGGUUAACUCGUGUAGAGUUCCUCAAUCAAUGGCUCUACAUGUUCCUCAAUCUAUUGAGCAUCUUGGUAGUGAUGGAAGAAGUGAUUGUCCUGUAAUGUCUCCAGAGGAAGGGAAACAAGCACUUGGAGGGUCUUGUAAUGAAGCUGAUAGAGUCGAAUCAAGGGGUGAGGGUGAUGAUGGUGUUGCCGUUGGUAGCCAUGAUGGUUCCCAAAUGUUGGAUUGUACAAGUGGAGAACCGUCUAUUAAAGGUCUAAACCGAAAGAAAAGGAAAGGAAGUAGGCAGGAUGGUGAGUGCGACAAAGCCACCCGAACUAUUGAGCUGCCUAGGGAAACUGCAAAGGACAACUGUAAGAGUCGACAGAAGGGAGAGAAGGAACCAAUUUCAACAACCAAGGAUUCUGGGAAGAAUGCUAAACAGGGUUCUCAAGCUUCUGAUCUGCCUAACGAGGGAUACGUACAUGUUAGGGCUCGCCGUGGUCAAGCGACAAACAGUCAUAGCCUUGCAGAGAGAGUGAGGAGAGAAAAGAUCAGUGAAAGGAUGAAGUUUCUUCAAGAUCUUGUACCUGGAUGUAGCAAGAUCACUGGCAAGGCAUUGAUGCUAGAUGAAAUCAUAAACUAUGUACAGUCUCUUCAGCAACAAGUUGAGUUUUUAUCAAUGAAACUUGCAACAGUGAAUUCGCACGUGGAUUUUAAUAUGGAACGGCUACUUCCUAAAGACAUUCUUCAACAUCGACAUGUUCCAUCGUCAUCUGCACCGGGGUUUCUAACAGAAAUGCCAAUGACUUUUCCUCCAUUAUUACAUCCAUCUCAACCAGGACUGAUUCGUUCGUCUCCACCUAACAUGGCUAAUCCAUCCGAUAUACUUGGGCGGAGCGUGGAACCACAAUUCACACCCUUGACUGGAGAAUUUAAAGAGCCAGAUCAGGUUAAUCCAUUGCAAGAAGCCAAACACUGAAAUUACCUCAACACCAAUCCUUUAUUAAUUUCAGUUUUACACUUAUAGUUUAGUUUCUACAUCAUAUGCUAGUAGUAAGUAGAAAUGAUGGUUGGAGUCAAUGGACAGUGAUGUUACUAUAUAGUAGUUAUUUGAAAGUUUCACCGAAGUUAGUAUUUUCUUUCUACUAGGUUUACUUGAUUGUUUUAUAAACUAAUUAUGUACAUAUUUGAUACAAUUUGUAAUAUAGCUGCAUGAAGUGUGUGAGAAUGAACUUCAAUUA